AUGAAAUUUCUACCUUUACCGCAAGCCUCGCGGCUUCUCCAAGGCUCUGUUCAACGCAAGAACCCCGGGAUGGGACUUCGAAACUCUCCCUUCUUUCCCACAAACAGGCUAUUCCAUGCCUCUGUACGAAUGGAUAGGACAGAAACUCAUAAAUUGUCAGAUAUCGGGGAGGGCGUAAAGGAAGUUCAGAUCAUCCAGUGGUUCGUCGAGGAGGGAGCCCCAAUCGAAGAAUGGAGUCCUCUCUGCGAAGUCCAGAGCGAUAAAGCUUCCGUCGAGAUUACCUCCAAGUUUAGUGGAGUGAUCAAGAAAAUCUAUUUUGCACAAGAUGCCGUGGCACAAGUGGGAGACGCCAUGGUUGACAUUGAAGUGGAAGGAGAUGCAGAAUUGGAAGAACUUACGGAGCAGGAGACGAGAGGCUCCACUGAAGUUGCUAGUGUCGAACAGGCAGCAGAGGGUGGCAGAGCCAUUGCUCAAGAGGAGGUUACGGACAUGCAAGCACCUUCGGAGACCAAAUCACCAGGCAAGCAUACUUCUCUUGCUACGCCUGCGGUCAGGGGGUUGCUCAAGGAACAUGGUCUUGCGAUCGAAGACAUCAACGGGACUGGCAAGGACGGACGCGUUCUAAAAGAAGACGUAUACAGAUAUCUCGACCAAAGCUCUGCUCAAGUCACUCCUCCACUGUCAGCACCGUUCAGACCAGAACUCGAUGCAAAACAGACAGAGACGGCACAGAAGCUAACCCCGAUCCAAUCAGCCAUGUUCAAGAGCAUGACCGCAUCUCUAAAUAUCCCACACUUCCUCUAUUCCGACACAGCCAACAUCACCAACCUCGCCUCGAUGCGAGCGAGGCUGAAUGCCGUCCGAAACUCCGAAACGACUCCUAGGUUUUCGUACCUCCCUUUCAUCAUCAAAGCCGUUUCUCUGGCCAUGAAUCAAUAUCCGCUUCUCAAUGCACGAUUAGAUCUUAGCAUAGAUCCGAAGAAACCGCAACUGAUGAUGCGGUCCAUCCAUAACAUCGGCAUAGCAAUGGACACCCCCAAUGGUCUCAUCGUGCCAGUCAUCAAAGCCGUCAAUGCCAGAUCAAUUACUUCUAUUGCACAGGAGAUUCAACGCCUCUCACAACUCGGCCAAGCUGGCAAGCUUUCCAAUAACGACCUCACCGGGGGCACUAUCACAGUCAGCAACAUUGGCAACAUCGGAGGCGAGGUUGUGGCACCUGUCAUUGUGGAAGGGCAGCUGGCCAUCCUGGGCGUAGGUAAAGUCAAGACUGUCCCGAUCUACGCUGAAGACGGUGUGACUGUGAAGCCUGCUCAGAUGGUCAACCUGAGCUGGAGUGCCGAUCAUCGAGUCGUCGAUGGAGCGGCUAUGGCGAGAAUGGCCAGUGCUGUACAGAAGUACCUUGAAGAACCAGGGACAAUGAUUAUUGACAUGAGCUGA
This is a messenger RNA of Rhinocladiella mackenziei CBS 650.93, 1437 nucleotides long. RefSeq lists its product as uncharacterized. Gene Ontology annotation, cellular component: mitochondrion; cytoplasm. The coding region runs from base 1 to 1437 and encodes 478 amino acids. Lineage: Eukaryota; Fungi; Ascomycota; Eurotiomycetes; Chaetothyriales; Herpotrichiellaceae. The transcript has a single exon. Gene Ontology annotation, molecular function: acetyltransferase activity; lipoic acid binding. The record is from RefSeq and is a predicted model, not a curated record.